This is a messenger RNA of Sitophilus oryzae (rice weevil), 4146 nucleotides long. RefSeq names its product large proline-rich protein bag6-A. The record is from RefSeq and is a predicted model, not a curated record. The transcript has 22 exons. Lineage: Eukaryota; Metazoa; Arthropoda; Insecta; Coleoptera; Curculionidae. Gene Ontology annotation, cellular component: BAT3 complex. Gene Ontology annotation, molecular function: misfolded protein binding; polyubiquitin modification-dependent protein binding. The coding region runs from base 1 to 3534 and encodes 1177 amino acids.
AUGAUCAAUGUAACAGUAAAGACGUUGGAUUCACAAAACCAUGAAUUUUCUGUUGAAGAUGCUAUAACAGUGGAGCAAUUUAAACGGGAAAUUGAGAGCGUAGUUAAUAUUGCAGCAGACAGACAACGCAUUAUUUAUUGUGGUAGAGUUUUGCAAGACACUUCUAAAUUAAAAGAUUAUGAUGUAGAUGGUAAAGUAGUUCAUCUAGUUCAGAGAGCCCCUCCAUCAGCAGCAAAUAGACAUGGACGUUCUGUCACACCUCCGCCAGAUUUUAAUAGGUCUCAAGGUCCUUUCCGAGCUUUUGAUAGAAUAGGAAAUACUGUAUAUAUGGGGAUGGGCUCCAUGACUUUUCCGCAAGGCCACAUUAUAGAUCCUCAACAGAUGAUUCCACCAAGAGCUACUCACACGCUUAUCGCGAGCAGAUUGAAUGUCGCUCGAAGAAUGCUUCGUAAUGCAGAAAAUAUAAUUCGAAGACUAGAGAAUCCCACUUCUUCUACUGAACAGGCUCCUGAGGAACAACCAGAAGAAGAAAUGACACCUGUUAUAGAAGCUAGAGUUAUUGUUCCUACGAAUGGGGAUCAGCCAAUAGAUGAAACUGUUAUUGCAAAUGCUGUAGAAAACACAAUUUUUUCUGAAGGAGUUAGUAACAGUCAAGCUACAACUUCAAAUAAUACCACAUCAAAUGAAAAUAAUGAAGCAUCUAGUGAACAGCAGUCUUCUACCUCCGUACCAGAUGCUUCAGCACCAAGGCCAUCAAGUGCUGAGACUUCAAAUUCUGAAAACAAUACAGAUUCAUCCCAGCAACAAAAUGAGAAUACUGCAAGGCGAAGUAGGGCACCGGAAAUGGCUGAACUUUUGACUACACUUAACCAGUUACAAGUUCGGUUCGCACCAUUCUUAGCCAGAUAUCAAGCAUUUAUGCAAGAAGAUCCUCAAGUACCACAAGAGAAUGUUCAACAAACCCAUGAAAUGUUAAACAGAGUGUCUCAAGUUCUACACUUGUUAGGUCAUGCUUACCAUAGCCUUAGCGAUAUUAUGAUCAAUGUUGAACAACCUCCGCCAAGAUUACUGUAUUGCCGGCCGAUCUUAAUUCAGCAUUCUGCCGUUGUUCAAGCUGGGAUUCCCAUACAAGUCGAAGCACAGAUUAACCUUUCUGCUGACAGGGCAGGUGUGUCAUCGACCACGCCCGCUUCAAACGCCACCAGUGGAGCUACCGCAGGUGCUACAAACACUAACUCAGCACCUAACGCAACCGCUAGCACUGGUUCUACCACUGGCUUGCUUAGUGGGCCAAGCAUUACUGUACAACCGGGCUUUGUAGAAGUCCCUUUUAUGCCACCCGGUUCGAUGCGCGUCAUCACAGCGCCUCUAGAGAUUCGCACGGUACGCGCCAGGUCUCGACCGCCCAACAACAACAACAACCAAACCCCCAACGCCACCACCGCCAACUCCGCUCCUUCGUCGACCGUGCCCAACCCAACGCCACCCGCGUCUCAAGCUCCGCCACCUGCCCCUCCGACCAAUCAGCCGGGCCAGACGCCCCAAACGGGGCCCAUGCAGGGAAAUCCAUUCGGGCCCAACAACGGCAACUUGGAGUUCUUCAUGGAGGUCACGCCCGAAGGUAUAACAAUUGAUUCUUUGGAAACAGCGCUGGCAAGCUCUAACCAAGCUGCCAACGAGUUUUUGCGAAGUGGAAAUUUGAUACAUUCACUGAUGCAGUUGGUGGGUAGUCAGUUGGGAGGUGGUUUGGGUCAAGCAGCUCAAGCUGCCCAAUCCCAAGGUCAACCAACAAGUACGACGACGACUGAUUCGUCUCAGGCGAGUCAAGGAGCUAACGGCCAAGCGCCUAAUAAUUCCCAAUCGCAGGCACGUGGUAAUACGCAAACCAAUCCUACCACCGCUACUCAUACAAGAUCCACCCCUCGACCUCACGUGCAGAUGACGCAGCAAGCAGUGCAAGGUGGUUUUGAUCCGUUCUUGCCUUGCUAUUCGCAUCAUGUUACACAUGCGAGGGGACAAAGGAUUAUUCCGAUGAACCAGGCAAACCGUGCCGAAUCUGCAGCAUCCAGAGACGCGGCAUCAGCUCAAACUUCGUCCACUUCGACUCAGACCAAUCAACAAAGAAAUAGUAACGCUCCACCGAAUCUAGCAAAUUUAGCUGCCCAAUUCGAGAACGUGGUGCGGGGAUUCCCCGCUCCGUUUGCGCAGAUACCGAAUUUUAUGGAGCAGAAUCCUCAGAUGUUUCAAUCGAUAGCUGAGGUGUUAUCAAACGUGAUGAGAACAGACAUGCACCAGCAGGCGGCGCCCCAAACUCCGCCCCAAAGGGGAGCGCCCGAUGGCCAGGGGGCUCCGUCUCCUCAACCCGGAACCAGAAAUCCAAUUAAUGUACGUGCCGGAUUGUUGAGCGGCUUGUUUGCCAGAAAUAACGGUGAGGAGCCUACCUUGGACCAUUAUAUGCAGUCUCUUUAUCCUAAUUCCUACGUCCAAGGAGAAAAUACAGUGAGCGAUUUUAUUAUGUUGAUGCUUCGUAAUUUAAGAGUGGCAACUGAUCUUAGUAUGCUUUCAAAUGGCAACAUGGCACCUUUGGAGCGACAAGCGGAUGCGGUGAGGCGGUUCUUCACCACCGAAAUUUGUGGAAACGACACGAGCGAUAUCGGAAUUGAACACGCCACAGAGAGAAUGGCUAGCGAUUUUAGAUCAGUGAUAGCUGCUUUGGAUGUGGUACGAUUUAGAGACGAUAUAGAUUCGACAAGAACUUUGGAAAACUUCUUUAGACAAAAAUUAUCGACCCUAAUUCGAGUGGCAGUCAAUUCUGGAACUCAAUCUGAUGGCCAAAACAAUGCUAACAGAGGUACUUUUGUAACGGUUGUGUGGAGAGCCGUAAAAGAAUUGCUUGCAUUAGUUCUACAUUGCAGCCUAAAUGGGCAACAAGGCGUUGAAGAAGCGACUGAAGUGUAUUUGGCCAACGUUAAUCCGGCACUUUGGGAAUUUGUUAGCGGCGCCAGAACCGAACUUUUAUCUGCUAUAAGGAAUAUGAUCCGUACUUCAGAUGUGAGGGCCGGAGAUAUUCAACAAUAUGUGAUAAGGAAAACGCAAGAACCAGUUAAUAGUAGGACUCUAGUGAACGAAACAGCGGCCAUGCCAAGAAGUCACGACGUUGAGGAAUGGGUUCCUAUAAUAACUAGAGAUGUUCCGAGACAAAGGAGACAGAAUUCACAGGCACCUUUUAGCGACGCAUAUUUAGCUGGAAUGCCCAGCAAAAGGCGAAAAUUGAUCAACCAACCGAAAAUAGAAGGAAACUUUUCACAGGUCAUAUCUGAGACAGUUAGAGAGGCUGUGACAGCCACGGGACUGACGUCAGCGGCUCCCUUGGACACAGUAGCGGAAGCUGCCGGCCAGUCAGUGGAAAUCCAAACGGCUUUUAGCUCGUUGCUACGCUCCACCGUCCACGCCAACCUUAGAGAUAACGAAGACUUCACGCCUGAUCGGUUUCCCAAUACCGCAAACUACUUUAACGGGACUCCCCCCGAAUGAUUCUAGUGUGGCUUCGUUCUAGGUACCUUUACUUUAUUAGAUAUUUAUAAAUAAAGAAAAUAAAAUUUUAUCUCAAUCAAGUGAAUAUAUCACGUGUUUUAUGUUAGGGGACUGUGAGUUUUACAUCUUUUUUGUGAUCAAUCAAUUGUCUAGCUGUAUCUGUUUUAAAUAUCAAACGAUCGAAAAAAACGUCACAGACGGCUGAGUAACAAUCAUUGAUGAUUUUGCCGUGGUCAAGCCCUAGACGUCACUUACUUGGCUUGUACUCUUUUUUAUUUUUAAUGGCGCUUAGUACCAGUUAGACUUAAGAGUUAAGGAGCUAUUUGGUUUUAUAUUUAGUAAAUAUGAUUUUUAAAUGGUGUAAGUUUUAUGUAAAUUUUUAGUAAAUGGUAUCUAGAGAUUGACCUCGCCAAAAUUAUCAUCCAUUGUCAUUCCCCAGCCGUCUUCGACGCUUUUUUUUCGAUCAUACGAUAUAUUGAAGUAUGAAGAGGGGCUUGAUACUUUUUUAACUGGAGACGGAUGAAUAUUGGAAUAAUUAACUAUUUAUAUAAUUAUACACUGACAUAAACUUAUUCCAAAUAAAGACAUUUAAAAUAUGAUUUUUUCUUAGGA